Messenger RNA from Haemonchus placei, 951 nucleotides. Lineage: Eukaryota; Metazoa; Nematoda; Chromadorea; Rhabditida; Trichostrongylidae. The record is from the annotation of a GenBank genome assembly.
AUGAACCAAAUUAUUCGAGUAAGGAACUGGGAAGUUGCGCAGUUAAAACACAAGUGCGAAAGUGCCGUUAACGAUGCUUCUUCCAAUAAGGACGUCCAUCCCCAUGAACUUAGCAAGCUCAACGAAAAACUCAGGAAUCUGCACGCCUCUUACGCUUGCCAAGUAGAAGGUCUUAGUGAACGACAAAGGAAAGAUAGCUUCUGCAUUGUAGGAGCCCAGCUAAAGUCAAUGCACAACGUCAGGCUUUUAACGGCCAAUUCAAUGGUGGAACUUUGCACACCUGGUAUCGAUGUCAGCUCACUGCUACAAAUGUCCAUUUCGCUUUAUGGGAAACAGUUGAGUGGGCUAGUUAUGCUGGUGCCUCGCGAUCCAAUGUGGCACUCCAGCAGUGCAUCAGAAUUCGCCCGUGUCUGUGAACAGUCGACAGAGCUCCACUUCGAUCCGCUACCGAAACAGCUGAAAGAACGAAUGAAAGCUAAGAAAUCAAAAGAGGUCAUCAAAGAAACACUUGAUACCGCUUUAGAAGUUGGAGAUGUGUACUGCACGCGUCAUUCAAACCUAAGAGAUGUUCAGCUAGUAUUUCACCUAGUUGUAGACGACACUCUUCAGUCGGCGGAUUUGUCAAGUCGCCAUCCGUGCCUUAACGGUAUACGAAACAUCAUUCGUCUCACUGUGCGACUUGGCAUCACAUCCAUCCACAUCCCAUUGCUUUUAGUGGAACAAGCCUCGGAGAAUAUGACUAUUGCCUGGUGUGUGCGGCGGGCAGAGAUGGUCUACAAAUGUGUUAAGGGCUACUUAAUGGAGGUCGGUGUAACCAGUGUUCCGCACUUCAAUAUUCACCUAGUCCUGCCUUCAGGACUUGCAGACGGGGUAUAUCAACAAAUAUCAGCAAUGUUUCCCACGAUUUUUCAUCUUGUUCCAAGUGUAUCAAUGGCUGUACAAGAACCUUAG